Molecule: messenger RNA, 1336 nt
Organism: Prionailurus viverrinus (fishing cat)
Lineage: Eukaryota; Metazoa; Chordata; Mammalia; Carnivora; Felidae
Gene: SERHL2
Product: serine hydrolase like 2
Exons: 12
Coding region: 84-1007 (307 amino acids)
Source: RefSeq, a predicted model, not a curated record
GGGUCUGAAGCUCAGCGGUUGUGACUACCGCUGGCUACCUCGUGGCGGAGGGACGGCCCGGUGCGCCCCGCAGGACGACUGUAAUGGGUCUGACAUCAGAGAUGAAGCUGGCUGUGCCCUGGGGACACAUCGCUGCCAAACUCUGGGGCUCCCAGCAGGGCCCCCCGGUUCUUUGCCUGCACGGCUGGCUGGACAAUGCCAACUCCUUUGACAGACUCAUCCCUCUUCUCCCAAAAGACUUCCAUUACGUUGCCAUGGAUUUCGGGGGACAUGGGCUCUCAUCACAUUACAGCCCAGGUCUCCCGUAUUACCAGCAAAACUUUGUGAUUGAGGUCCAGAGAGUUGUAGCAGCUUUGAAAUGGAAUCGUUUUUCGAUCAUGGGCCACAGUUUUGGCGGUAUUGUGGGCGGAAUGUAUUCCUGUACCUUCCCCGAGAUGGUGGAUAAACUUAUCUUGCUGGACACGUUGCCAUGUGCCCUGGACUAUAAAGAAUCGGAGAACUUGAUGACCUAUAAGCGAAGAAUGAUAGAGCACAUGUUACAGAUAGAGGCCUCCCAGAAGCCCCAGCGAGUGCUCAGCCCGGAGGAGAUGCUGCAGGGGUUCCUGAAGAACAACAGUCACGUGGGUGAGGAAUGUGCACGGCUCCUCCUGCAGAGAGGAACCACCCAGGUGGCCACAGGUCUGGUGCUGAGCAGAGACCGGAGGAUCUCUUUGCCAGAGCACAGCAUCGAUUUCGUCAGCAGGAACCUGCUUGUGCAUUUCAUCAGGAAGCUGCAGGCCCACAUCCUGCUCAUCAAAGCAACGCAAGGGUUUUAUAACGUGAGAAGAGAGAACGACGCUGACAAGGAGGCCCUACAUUUGGUGAAGGACAUACUGAAAUCUGUCCUAAAGGAGUGGUUCCAGUACACAGAAGUCCCGGGCAAUCACUACGUCCACAUGAACCAACCCCAGCGUGUGGCCGGGAUCAUCAGCUCCUUUUUGAAGAGCAGUGCCCCGAACCAGCUGUAGCCUGGGCCUGGGGCUUUGCCCCGCUCCCCCCACUCACCCCCCAGACUCCCUGCUCCCAAUCCCCACAGCCAGGCCAGGUGCGGUGGGGACAGGCCUCGUGGGUCUUGGAGACCAGCAGGGGCUGAGGCAGAGAAACCUGGGGCAGGGUUGGGAGGGUUGGGGCCAAGAUUCUGACUUUUGGUAUCUGAGACUUCAAGGGGGAGACACUGUUUGGACCUGGAGGGUUGUCCGUUUUGUGGCUGAUAAUCGGCAGUGAGUGGGUAGCGGAUGGAGGAAGGAAGGGCCAGGUUGCUGCCCAGCUGGAUGAAAAAUAAAAUGUUCUGUAUUCA